CGUCAGCAGUUCCAACACAGUUCUCGCGAGAUUUCGUUUCAGGAAGUUCCACGUCAGUGUCCUGCAGAACGCUGCUCACUGAAAUCGCAACAUUUGGACUCGAUUGGACGUUAAUCGGAUCUAGCAAAGACAUCCAGGGCGGAAAAUAUGCCUCUGAGGCUGGACAUCAAGAGGAGGCUAACAGCCAGGUCGGACCGGGUCAAGAGUGUGGAUCUUCACCCAACCGAGCCAUGGAUGUUGGCCAGUUUGUACAACGGCAGUGUCUGUGUGUGGAACCACGAAACGCAAACUCUGGUCAAGACGUUUGAAGUGUGUGACCUGCCUGUCAGAGCUUCCAAGUUUGUGGCAAGAAAGAACUGGGUGAUCACAGGAGCAGAUGACAUGCAGAUCCGUGUGUUCAACUACAACACCUUGGAGCGGGUCCACAUGUUUGAAGCCCACUCUGACUACAUCCGUUGCAUUGCUGUCCAUCCAACUCAGCCAUACAUCCUCACUAGCAGUGACGACAUGCUGAUCAAGCUUUGGGAUUGGGAGAAAAAGUGGACAUGCAGUCAGGUGUUUGAGGGUCACACUCAUUACGUCAUGCAGAUCGUCAUCAACCCCAAGGACAACAACCAGUUUGCGAGCGCUUCUCUGGACAGAACCAUAAAGGUUUGGCAGCUGGGCUCCUCAUCUCCUAAUUUCACUCUAGAGGGUCACGAAAAGGGAGUAAACUGUAUUGACUACUACAGCGGAGGAGACAAGCCCUAUCUGAUAUCAGGGGCUGAUGACCGCCAAGUCAAAAUUUGGGACUACCAGAACAAGACUUGUGUUCAGACUCUGGAAGGUCAUGCCCAAAAUGUCUCGUGUGUCAGCUUCCACCCAGAACUACCCAUAAUCAUCACGGGAUCAGAGGAUGGUACGGUUCGAAUCUGGCACUCGAGUACUUAUCGCCUGGAAAGCACCCUGAACUACGGCAUGGAACGAGUGUGGUGUGUGUGUGGCCUCAGGGGAUCCAACAAUGUGGCACUGGGAUACGAUGAAGGCAGCAUCAUCAUCAAAGUUGGUCGGGAGGAGCCAGCCAUGUCUAUGGACACUAAUGGCAAAAUCAUCUGGGCUAAGCACAGUGAAAUACAGCAGGCUAACCUGAAGGCUAUGGGGGAUGCAGAAAUCAAAGAUGGAGAGAGACUGCCACUGGCUGUCAAAGACAUGGGUAGCUGUGAGAUUUACCCUCAAACCAUCCAGCAUAACCCUAAUGGAAGAUUUGUUGUUGUGUGCGGAGAUGGAGAGUACAUCAUUUAUACUGCCAUGGCUUUGAGGAACAAGAGCUUCGGCUCAGCUCAAGAGUUUGUCUGGGCACACGACUCCUCCGAAUACGCCAUCAGAGAGAGCAACAGUGUUGUCAAAAUCUUCAAAAACUUCAAAGAAAAGAAAUCUUUUAAGCCAGAUUUUGGAGCAGAAGGGAUCUACGGGGGGUUCUUGCUGGGAGUUAGGUCGGUGAACGGACUGGCGUUUUACGACUGGGAGAACACAGAGCUGAUCCGUCGCAUUGAGAUCCAGCCCAAGCAUAUCUUUUGGUCAGACUCGGGGGAAUUGGUCUGCAUUGCUACGGAGGAGUCCUUCUUCAUUCUACGUUACCUGGCAGAGAAAGUAGCCGCCUCCCAAGAAAACAACGAAGGUGUGACAGAGGACGGGAUUGAAGAUGCCUUUGAGGUCCAGGGGGAGAUCCAGGAGAUUGUGAAGACUGGACUUUGGGUGGGAGACUGCUUUAUCUACACCAGCUCUGUGAACAGACUCAAUUACUUUGUAGGAGGAGAAAUUGUGACUAUUGCACAUCUGGACAGAACCAUGUACCUGCUGGGUUACAUACCAAAGGAUGACCGGCUGUACCUCGGAGACAAGGAGCUCAACAUAGUCAGUUAUUCACUGUUGGUCUCUGUCCUGGAAUACCAGACUGCUGUAAUGAGAAGGGACUUUGGAAUGGCAGACAAGGUGCUACCAACUAUUCCUAAAGAGCAGAGGACCAGAGUGGCUCAUUUCCUGGAGAAACAGGGCUUCAAGCAGCAGGCUCUGGCGGUGUCUACAGACCCGGAGCACAGAUUUGAGUUGGCCCUGCAGCUGGGAGAGCUGAAGAUCGCCUACCAGCUGGCUGUCGAAGCAGAGUCGGAGCAAAAAUGGAAGCAGCUUGCAGAGCUGGCCAUCAGUAAGUGCCAGUUCGGCCUGGCCCAGGAGUGCCUGCACCAUGCUCAGGAUUACGGUGGCCUGCUGCUCCUCGCCACAGCUUCUGGUAACGCCACCAUGGUGGGCAAGCUGGCCGAAGGGGCAGAAAGAGACGGCAAGAACAACGUGGCCUUCAUGACCUACUUUCUUCAGGGGAAAUUGGACCAAUGUUUGGAGCUUCUGAUCAGGACUAACAGACUUCCAGAAGCUGCCUUCCUGGCUCGCACAUACCUGCCCAGCCAGGUGUCGCGUGUAGUCAAAUUGUGGAGGGAGAAUUUAGCCAAAGUCAACCAGAAGGCAGCUGAUUCAUUAGCCGACCCUACCGAGUACGAGAAUCUGUUCCCUGGGCUGAAAGAAGCGUUUGCAGCUGAAUAUUACCUGAGGGAAAGCUGCUUGGGCAGCUCCAGACCUGCUAAAGAUUAUCCUCUUGUUACACCCAAUGAAGACAGGAAUAUUCUAGAGGAGGCUCAGGGGUACGAGCCCCAAGGCACCUUCGUUCCUCAUGUCCCAAAGAUGAAAGAGAGUGAAGAGUCCAGCUCGGCGCCGGUUUCACUAGUGACUCCUUCACAGCCCGAACCUGCUGCUCCCAAGAUGGUAGAGAAAGAGGAAAAAGAGGAGGAGGAGGUAGAAAUCCCUUCAUUCUCUCAGUCACAGAAGGAUAAGACUCUGGAUGAGCUGGAGGUAGACCUGGACAACAUGGAGCUGGAUGACAUUGACACCACAGAUGUUAACCUUGAUGAUGACUUUCUAGAUGAUUGAACCUGCCAUCCCUUUGCUCUCUGACACUUUCAGAGCAGAUUUAAAUGAGACCAAUUCCUUUCCCCUUUUUUGUAUUUGUAUGAAAAAUGUUCUAUUGUCAUGUCUACUCACUGCAGCCUCAGAUCUUCAUCAGUAAAGUUUUAAAUUCAGAAAUAACAGAUUGUAUUUACUCCAUUUUGUACACUUAUCUCUCCAGUGGAAAAACUCCACCAGUUAAUAUUAUUUACUUUUUGUCUCUGUGCUUUGUGUUGUCUGUAAUGGCAAAUCAAAGUUCAUUCAAUAAAAUCAAUUGUGGUUG
Messenger RNA from Nothobranchius furzeri (turquoise killifish), 3256 nucleotides. RefSeq names its product COPI coat complex subunit beta 2 (gene copb2). NCBI's taxonomy places the organism in Eukaryota, Metazoa, Chordata, Actinopteri, Cyprinodontiformes, Nothobranchiidae. Gene Ontology annotation, cellular component: COPI vesicle coat. Gene Ontology annotation, molecular function: structural molecule activity; protein binding. The record is from RefSeq and is a predicted model, not a curated record. Gene Ontology annotation, biological process: retrograde vesicle-mediated transport, Golgi to endoplasmic reticulum; endoplasmic reticulum to Golgi vesicle-mediated transport; intracellular protein transport.